Molecule: messenger RNA, 1019 nt
Organism: Tuber melanosporum (Perigord truffle)
Lineage: Eukaryota; Fungi; Ascomycota; Pezizomycetes; Pezizales; Tuberaceae
Exons: 7
Coding region: 460-837 (125 amino acids)
Biological process (GO): sterol biosynthetic process
Cellular component (GO): intracellular membrane-bounded organelle; endoplasmic reticulum membrane
Molecular function (GO): heme binding
Source: RefSeq, a predicted model, not a curated record
CUCGCAUCUGCUCCAGUACGAUAUUGAGAUAGAAAAGGACCUGGAAAAAAAUAUUUUAGAAAGUCGAAAGGAUUAAAACGAGUUAGGUCUGAUUUUAGAAGUCCAUACCAUCGAGGAAUGAUUAUCCGGGGUCCAAUGGUGAGAACUCGAGAUGGUUGUUUAUCCAUGGAAUUUGAUUGGUUACCUGUCCUACCCUAAACCAAUUUAAAAUGGGAUGCGGCAACACCACUGCGGCCAGCCAUCAGAAAGGCGUUGAGGGCCAUUCUCCAAUUUUUAUUUUUUUUAUUAAUUUUGUAUUUUCUCGUGUCAUAUAUACAGUGCCGGGUCUCUCCUUUCAUUAGACACUUUCCUUCCUCUACUCUCUCCCUCCAUCGACCCGAACACCGUUACCACCACCGCUCGUCUCACUACUCCCCUUUAACGUCUUGUCGCCCCAAGAUUCUCUUCAAAUCUCUUACCAUGUCAGCCGAAUAUACCUUUGCCGAUAUUAAAGGACAUCAAUCGAAGAAGGAUCUUUGGCUUGUUGUCCAUGAUAAGGUCUACUCUUGUGGGGAUUUUGUUGACGAGCACCCGGGUGGUGAAGAAGUCCUGAUGGAUGUCGCUGGACAAGAUGCGACCCUUGCCUUCGAGGAUGUCGGACAUUCGGACGAAGCCCGCGAAAUUCUUAACGGAUUGUUGGUUGGCACACUUAAAAGAACGGCAUCCGACCCGAAGCCCCCUGUUACCUCUCCUAGUUUCACGACCCAGACACAGAGCAAUGAUGCUGGAACUACGUUCUACGCUUUCUUCGUUGUGGCUGCCCUUGUUGCGUUUGGGGCAUACAAGGUGUACGCUUAAGUGGCCUGGUGUGGUUGGAGUUGUGAAGGGACAGUGGAAAGAGAAUUUGGGGUAAUAUGAUCUCUUUUUCUUUUCUUUUGAUUUGCGCAUGGUGUCUCUGGGUAAAUGAAAGUGCGAGGGGUAGGGAAAUGUUAUUCUUGAACCUUUAGAAGCAAUGCAAUAGAUUUAAAAUUUUCUUCUCA